UAAAGUUACAGUGAAGUCAGGCUGUGAUUUUUUCUGACGACGUAUGUUUAUAUUGUAUGUUUGUCGUUAUUUGUGGUGUCAGUGUCCCAACAACUAUAACGACUGGAUAAGGAAACCGGGGACCUAAAAAUGGCUUCCACUUUCGACCUUUCAAGGCGAAAUCCGCAAGAGGAUUUCGAGCUUAUACAGAGAAUUGGAAGCGGGACCUACGGAGAUGUAUACAAGGCUCGGAAUGUCACCACAGGGGAGCUGGCGGCCAUCAAGGUCAUCAAACUGGAGCCCGGGGAGGACUUUGCGGUGGUGCAGCAGGAGAUCGUCAUGAUGAAGGACUGCAAGCACUCGAACAUUGUGGCCUACUUUGGCAGUUACUUAAGGAGAGAUAAAUUAUGGAUAUGUAUGGAAUAUUGCGGGGGAGGGUCCCUACAAGACCUAUAUCAUGUAACGGGGCCUCUCACAGAAUCACAAAUAGCCUACGUUUCUCGAGAAACUCUUCAGGGUCUCUACUAUCUACACAACAAAGGCAAAAUGCACAGAGACAUAAAGGGAGCAAACAUACUGUUGACAGACAACGGGUACGUCAAACUAGCUGACUUCGGCGUCUCGGCCCAAAUCACGAUGACCAUUGCCAAGAGAAAAUCCUUCAUCGGCACACCUUACUGGAUGGCACCCGAGGUGGCAGCCGUGGAGAGGAAGGGUGGGUACAACCACCUGUGCGACAUCUGGGCUGUGGGCAUCACCGCCAUCGAGCUGGCAGAGCUGCAGCCUCCCAUGUUCGACCUUCACCCGAUGAGAGCCCUGUUUUUGAUGACCAAAAGUAACUUCCAGCCGCCCAAGUUGAAAGACAAGGUGAAGUGGACCAGUAAUUUCCAUCAUUUUGUAAAAAUAUCGUUGACGAAAAAUCCAAAGAAAAGGCCCUCCUCUGACAAGCUGUUGCAGCAUCCCUUUGUCUCGCAACCCCUGAGUCGCACGCUGGCCAUCGAGCUCUUGGACAAGGCCAGCAACCCGGACCACUCCUCCUACGACGACCACUUAGAUGACGAGCCCGAGGAGCCCGAGGAGCCCCAUGUAUCAGUGCCGCAUCGGAUUCGCUCUGGGAACACACGAGAAGGGAAGACCCUCUCUGAGAUAAACUUCGAUCAAGUCAAGUUUGAUCCCCCGCUUAGGAAGGAGACUGAACCUCAUCACGAACCAGCACCCGACUCUGAUGAUUUUUUGGACUGUGUGGAAGAACAAUACUACACUGCAAGAUCUAACAUGGACUUGCAGAUGGAUUACGAAGAGGGAUCUCCCAAAAGCUCCUUCUUGGGAGGGCAUAAGAGUCUUCUGAAAUCGGUGGAGGAGGAGCUAAACCAGAGGGGACACGAGACUCAUUUAGAUGACGACGAUGAUGAUGGUGGUGGUGGUGGUGAUGAUGAUUGUGGUGAUGAUGAUGGUGGUGACCAUGAUGAUGAAAUGCAACAUGCCAAGGGCUCCACAAUGCGACCCAAAGAGCCUCCACCACCGCCUCCCAACGUCAAGCCCAUCCCCAUUCCACAGGAUGGUGCCAACUCCCACGCUCACCAUGGCUCCCCCACGCACCAUGGCUCCCCCGGUCUCUACGGCUCCCCCGGUGACCAUGACGACCACGGGGGAACCAUAAAGCGUUGUCCAGCCGCCGAGAGCCCCGCCCGCUCUGCCACCCAUGUGCCGCCCAGGCCGCCGCCCCCCAGACUCCCCCCGCACAAGCAGCUUAGCUUAGGCAAUGGGUUCAGCCUGUCAGAAGUGACUAGGGAUGCUGGUGGUGCCGGGAAGCAGUCUACUAUGCCACCUAGUGUCACCACGAGGAAGGACAGGAAAGAGAUUCCGAAACCAAUCAGUAAUGGCCUUCCCCCCACGCCAAAAGUCCACAUGGGUGCCUGUUUCUCCAAAGUCUUCAAUGGCUGCCCUCUAAAGAUCCACUGUGCGGCGUCUUGGAUCAACCCCGACACGAGAGACCAGUACCUGCUAUUCGGCGCCGAAGAGGGCAUUUACACUUUAAAUCUCAACGAACUGCAUGACUCCUCCAUGGAACAGCUCUUUCCCCGGAGGUGUACCUGGCUUUAUGUCAUGAGUAAUAGUUUGCUCUCCAUAUCUGGAAAAGCCUCGCAGCUCUACUGUCACAAUCUGGCGGGUCUGUAUGAGCAUGCUCGACAGAUGCAGAAGCUGCCAAUGGCCAUCCCCACCCACCGGCUCCCAGACAAAAUCAUUCCAAGGAAAUUUUCCAUCUCCAAUAAGAUUCCCGACACCAAGGGAUGUCAGAAGUGCUGUGUGGUGAGAAACCCUUACACGGGCCACAAGUACUUGUGUGGGGCCUUCCAAUCCAGUGUGGUCAUGUUGGAAUGGGUGGAGCCCAUGCAGAAGUUCAUGCUCAUCAAGAACAUUGACUUUCCCCUGCACUGCCCGAUGGAGGUGUUUGAGAUGCUUGUGGUGCCCGAGCACCAGUACCCCCUCAUCUGUAUGGGCGUCAGCAAGGGCACGGAGCUCAACCAGGUGGUAGGCUUUGAGACACUGGACCCCAACACCGCUUGCCCCUGGCUCAAAGAGUCCGACACUCCACAGACCUGUGUUAUCCAUGUGACUCAACUGGAAAGAGACACCAUUCUUGUCUGCCUGGAUCGAUCCAUUAAGAUUGUAAAUCUGCAGGGGAGGCUGAAGUCCAGUAGAAAGCUUUCAGCCGAGCUGACGUUUAAUUUUCAGAUUGAGUCGAUAGUCUGCCUUCAAGACAGUGUUCUGGCUUUCUGGAGACAUGGCAUGCAAGGACGGAGUUUCAAAUCUAAUGAGAUUACACAGGAGAUUUCCGACAACACCAGGAUAUUCCGACUCCUAGGAUCAGACAGGGUUGUGGUGCUGGAGAGCAGACCCACAGACAAUCCUACAGCGCACAGCAACCUAUACAUCCUGGCUGGACACGAGAACAGUUACUAAUCACCCUGUGCCCUGGGAACCAGGGUCCUGUUCAGUAGGCACACAACUUUCUGAAACGGAGUGAUACAGGGAUGUACUAUCUGAACCUGUCCAAUAAGAAACCUUCGUUUUCAUUGUCGGUUGCAAAACAUUUCCAUUGUAUGCCUUAAUGAACAUGGCCCAGGGUUGGUUUCAGUUACAUUUUAAGAGAUUAUGAAUCUGAAUUAAAUUCAGUCAUUGGAAAUUGCAAUUAGGUUUAUUUUUCUAUUCAUAAAUUGGAAUUCAUGUCCUGAAAUGAAACUAUGGAACUGACCCCAUCCCUGAUGGGAACAGAAUAUGAUGAGGAGGACAUGUCUGCCUCUGCAUCUGAGACCAAGGAGUUGCAAUCGGACCAUUCAUCGAGCAAGCGACCUUGGAUGUGUCCUGUUUUUAAUUUAAUCUUAUGAUUUUAAUUGAAAGUCGACAUUUAUAGUAACACAAACCCACAUUCCCACACCCACCUAUGUGCUUGACAGAUGUGUUUGUAAUUAAUGUAAAUAGUAUAUUGAGGUUGUACACUAUGAGUAUGUCAUGUAGAUAACCGUUUUGCAUAUAUUUUGUACAGUUGCCCCCCAACUUUGAGAGAUAUAAAGAGUUGUUGUCUAAUCAAUGUGGGGUACUACUUUUAAGGGCUUGUCAAGCAAUGUAAUUUUACAAAACUUAGUAGUAGGACGUCAAAGAGCACAGUGGCUGUUCAUUUUUAUCAUGAGUUGCCUUUUUUUAUAUGUUAGACUCAUUUUAAUAUCAAGCCAUAUGCAAUGUCAUAUUAUUUUCACACACUUUAAUUCCAACCCCAUAGAAAGUUGUCAAUGCUCAGAUAUGCACUGGCUGUGAAAUUUGCACAUAGUUGUACGCAAUAAAACACUUUAUUCGUACAUUUAAGGUAUGGUUAGGUUGUGCUUAUAGUAUUUGCAUGAGUGCAUAAGAAUACAUCAUACUAUACACUUCAGAUGUAAACUCAGACAAAUUUAACCAAGCAAUAUAAGGUUUCUUUUUGACAUACACAGCAAGCUCUUGUUAAAACUGCAGUGAAAUUUAAGAGAAUCUGGGCAAUUGUACCAUCUUAGAAUCCCUUUCCUUAUGGUGGCCAAUGAGUUGAAUGCUGAAUGUUUGCCAAAUUGCAUUGUUCAUAUUCUUUGUUAUGGUGUUUGAGCGUCAUAGUAAGACCUCUACCUCGUGCAUUGGGGAGUCAGUGGGAAUAUGUAGGGCCAAAUUGAACAUGUAACACUAAAUGUCGGUUGUUGACUCCAUGUAGCAUGCACAAGUAAAGGAGGGUAUGAUGAAGUAUAAGGAUCUUCUCACUUGGUUUCUUUCCAUAUUGCUUUUGUGUCAUGUAAAUACAGUCAAAUAAAAUGGCUUAAUUGUGCCUGUACAACUGCCAAUAUUUGGACAAGUUACAUAUUAAACAUUUUAACUCACGAUGGGCUAAAUUGAUUGACUGAUGAGCCAUAGGAAGCCUGUUUUUUUUAUCCUACAUUUUUGACGGUAUGAUGAAGUAUAAGGAUCUUCUCACUUGGUUUCUUUCAAUAUUGCUUUUGUUUCAUGUAAAUACUGUAAAAUAAAAUUGUUAAAUUUUGCCUGUACAACUGCCUACUUUUGGACAUGUUACAUAUUAAAAUGUUUAACUCAU
This is a messenger RNA of Coregonus clupeaformis (lake whitefish), 4591 nucleotides long. RefSeq names its product mitogen-activated protein kinase kinase kinase kinase 3-like. The record is from RefSeq and is a predicted model, not a curated record. The transcript is spliced from 34 exons. Gene Ontology annotation, molecular function: ATP binding; MAP kinase kinase kinase kinase activity. Gene Ontology annotation, biological process: protein phosphorylation. The coding region runs from base 130 to 2943 and encodes 937 amino acids. NCBI's taxonomy places the organism in Eukaryota, Metazoa, Chordata, Actinopteri, Salmoniformes, Salmonidae.